Messenger RNA from Neogale vison (American mink), 3772 nucleotides. It is a transcript of the gene ANO6, whose product is annotated as anoctamin 6. Gene Ontology annotation, cellular component: plasma membrane. NCBI's taxonomy places the organism in Eukaryota, Metazoa, Chordata, Mammalia, Carnivora, Mustelidae. Gene Ontology annotation, biological process: calcium activated phosphatidylserine scrambling; chloride transmembrane transport; calcium activated phosphatidylcholine scrambling. The coding region runs from base 298 to 3087 and encodes 929 amino acids. Gene Ontology annotation, molecular function: protein dimerization activity; chloride channel activity. The transcript has 21 exons. The record is from RefSeq and is a predicted model, not a curated record.
UAAUAAACCUGGGGGAAGUUUAAUCAUUCCGCAGCGAGCCCGGCUCUCUCACUGGGCAUGCUCAGUGGCCCGGCCCCGCUCCGGCGGCGAGUGACUGUCUUGGGCGCAGGGCUCGGGUCGGCGGCCGCUUCGGCGGGGCUUCCAGGAGUGCGGACGGGGCGCUGCAGCCCCUGAGGCGGGAGCCAGACGCGCCCCGCGGUCCCCGCCCGGUCGCAGGGCCCAGCCAGAGCCGCGUCGUUCCGAAACCCGGGAGCCCCCAACUUCGCGCCAAGUUCGGAACCGCCCUCCGGGGUAGCCAUGCAAAUGAUGACCAGGGACGUUCUGCUAGAAAUGGACCAGGAGGAGGAGGACGACGACGACGGGGACAUCGGUGAUGUUGCUGCCUCCAAGAGGCCUUUUCUGACUUCUCACCCAUCCAGGCCGGGGUUGGACAACAUUGAACAGACAGCUGUCUCCAGUUUUGGAGCACUUGAAAGUCAGCCUGAUUUCCGAACCCCAGAGUUUGAAGAAUUUAAUGGGAAACCCAACUCCCUUUUUUUUAAUGAUGGUCAGCGAAGAAUCGACUUUGUUCUAGUAUAUGAAGAUGAAAGCAAAAAAGAAACCAAUAAAAAGGGUUCAAAUGAAAAACAAAGGAGAAAAAGACAAGCAUAUGAAUCCAACCUCAUCUGUGAUGGCCUGCAUUUAGAAGCAACAAGAUCGGUUUUGGAUGAUAAGCUUGUGUUUGUAAAAGUACAUGCCCCAUGGGAGGUGUUAUGUACGUACGCUGAGAUAAUGCACAUCAAAUUGCCUCUGAAACCCAAUGAUCUGAAAACCCGGUCCUCAGCCUUCGGUAAUUUCAGCUGGUUUACCAAAGUCCUCCAAGUGGAUGAAAGUAUCAUCAAGCCAGAGCAGGAGUUUUUCACUGCCCCAUUUGAGAAGAACCGGAUGAAUGAUUUUUAUAUUCAGGAUAAAGAUACUUUCUUCAAUCCAGCCACCAGAAGCCGCAUUGUUUACUUCAUCCUCUCUCGAGUCAUGUAUCAAGUAAGAGACAAUGUUAAAAAGUUUGGAAUUAACAAACUUGUCAGCUCUGGGAUCUAUAAAGCGGCUUUCCCUCUCCAUGAUUGCACCUUCAACCAUAAGUCAGAGGAUGUCAGCUGCCCGAGUGAACGGUACCUUCUGUACAGAGAGUGGGCUCAUCCACGAAGUAUAUACAAAAAGCAGCCGUUGGAUCUUAUCAGGAAAUAUUAUGGAGAAAAGAUUGGAAUCUACUUUGCCUGGCUGGGCUACUAUACUCAGAUGCUCUUGCUGGCCGCAGUUGUAGGAGUGGCUUGCUUUCUCUAUGGCUAUUUUAAUCAAAAUAACUGUACGUGGAGCAAAGAAGUUUGUCAUCCUGAUAUUGGUGGCAAGAUCAUCAUGUGUCCUCAGUGUGAUAAACAUUGUUCAUUCUGGAAUCUCAAUAUUACUUGCGAGUCCUCAAAGAAAUUGUGCAUCUUUGACAGUUUUGGAACCCUAGUGUUUGCAGUAUUUAUGGGAAUAUGGGUCACCUUGUUUUUGGAGUUCUGGAAGCGGCGCCAGGCGGAACUCGAGUACGAGUGGGACACAGUCGAGUUACAGCAGGAAGAGCAGCCCCGGCCAGAAUACGAAGCGCAGUGUACUCACGUGGUGAUCAAUGAGAUCACUCAGGAACAAGAGCGUGUUCCCUUCACUACCUGGGGAAAAUGUGUCCGUAUAACCCUCUGUGCAAGUGCUGUCUUCUUCUGGAUCCUGUUGAUCAUCGCCUCCGUUAUUGGGAUCAUUGUCUACAGGCUGUCGGUGUUCAUUGUGUUUUCUACCAAACUUCCCGAGACCUUGAACGGGACGGACUCAAUCCAGAAGUACCUGACCCCUCAGACAGCCACGUCUAUCACAGCUUCCCUCAUCAGCUUUGUCAUCAUUAUGAUUCUGAACAUCAUAUAUGAAAAAGUGGCCAUCAUGAUUACGAAUUUUGAACUCCCAAGGACGCAGACAGAUUAUGAGAACAGCCUGACCAUGAAGAUGUUCUUAUUCCAGUUUGUCAACUACUAUUCUUCAUGCUUCUACAUCGCAUUCUUUAAGGGCAAAUUUGUAGGUUACCCAGGAGACCCCGUCUAUUGGCUGGGAAAAUACAGAAACGAAGAGUGUGACCCAGGUGGCUGUCUCCUUGAACUGACGACGCAGCUGACAAUAAUCAUGGGAGGCAAAGCAAUCUGGAAUAACAUACAAGAGGUGUUACUCCCCUGGGUCAAGAACCUGAUUGGACGAUGUCGCACAGUUUCUGGAGCAGAAAAAAUGACCCCGCGAUGGGAACAAGAUUACCACCUGCAGCUCAUGGGCAAACUGGGAUUGUUUUAUGAAUAUCUUGAAAUGAUUAUUCAGUUUGGGUUCGUCACCUUAUUUGUGGCCUCUUUUCCACUGGCCCCCCUGUUGGCUCUGGUGAACAAUAUAUUGGAAAUAAGAGUGGACGCAUGGAAAAUGACUACCCAGUAUAGACGCAUGGUUCCAGAAAAAGCCCAAGACAUCGGAGCGUGGCAGCCCAUCAUGCAAGGAAUAGCAAUUCUGGCUGUGGUGACCAAUGCCAUGAUUAUUGCUUUCACAUCGGACAUGAUCCCCCGCCUGGUGUAUUACUGGUCCUUCUCCGUCCCUCCAUAUGGCAACCACACCCAUUACACCAUGGAAGGCUACAUCAACAGUACUCUCUCCAUCUUCAACGUCUCAGACUUCAAAAACCAAAGCAAGGGAAAUCCAGACCCUAAGGCGGUUAUCCCUACCACAUGCAGGUAUCGUGAUUUCCGGAACCCACCUGGACACGAACAGCAGUAUAAACACAACAUCUACUACUGGCACGUGAUCGCAGCCAAGCUGGCUUUCAUCAUUGUCAUGGAGCAUCUCAUCUACUCUGUGAAAUUCUUUGUAUCCUAUGCCAUCCCAGAUGUAUCCAAAAGCACGAAGAGCAAGAUCAAGAGAGAAAAAUACUUAACCCAAAAGCUUCUUCGGGAGAAUCACCUCAAAGAUAUGACAAAAAAUAUGGGGGUCAUAGCUGAGAGGAUGGGGGCAGUGGUAGAGAACAAUUUACGACCAAAAUUAGAAUAAGAGCUUUAUGUUCUGAGAAGCACUUUAUAGAAUUUAACUCCGUCAAAAUAUAUUAUGAAUCACUAAUGAGAAUGUUGAAGUCAAAACACUUUGGCAAAUAGGUGUCUUCGCUAUUGCCAUUUUCAUAGAGAUUAUUUUUCAGUUUCAGCCUGCCAUGCAGGACCUGGGAAAUGCAAAAUUUAGAUCAAGAAGUGCAUAAAACUAAUCACCUGGAAAACCAGAAAUGUUACCCUUUUUUGAUAAAUUGGAAUUUCUGUAACACAGAAAGUGUCUCGCAGUGUGCUUAAAAACCACCUCUUCCAAAGCUGAAUGGAUUUUUGUCCCUCCGUUUGAUUAUUUUCAUUCCUUUCUGUUCUCAAGCACAUGCUCCCCUUUUAGGCAGUGUUUCAUUUCUUCACUUUGCCAGCUCGGUCCCAGAGUUCUUUUCCUUACAGUACUUUCAUUAAAGACUAGACAUACUAGCUUUUGUGUGAUUAAAAAUAGCUAACUCAGAAUUCAGUUUGAAUGCUGUAUUCAAUGGCAAAUAGACCCAAGAAUUCACAAUAUUUAGGUGUAUUAGCACAUCCCUCCAGAAAAUGAAACCUCACUUAAUAAGAGGAAAUAGUUUCCGUCUUCAUUCUGGCCUGUCUUUCCAUCUCAAAGAAAUACUCUUAAUGGAUUGGAAUAAAGAUAGCAGGGUCCUGAA